This is a messenger RNA of Exophiala aquamarina CBS 119918, 882 nucleotides long. RefSeq names its product 3-oxoacyl-[acyl-carrier protein] reductase. Bases 1 to 882 code for a protein of 293 amino acids. NCBI's taxonomy places the organism in Eukaryota, Fungi, Ascomycota, Eurotiomycetes, Chaetothyriales, Herpotrichiellaceae. The transcript is spliced from 3 exons. The record is from RefSeq and is a predicted model, not a curated record. Gene Ontology annotation, molecular function: oxidoreductase activity, acting on the CH-OH group of donors, NAD or NADP as acceptor.
AUGGCACAAAGAGCCCAGCAGAUCGCUUCACACCUGAAUUACCCCUCCGGCCUGCUUGCUGGACAGGUUGCUAUUAUCACGGGCUCGGGACAGGGCAUCGGCGAGGAGGCCGCACGACUCUUUGCCAACGAGGGUGCCAAAGUCGUUAUCUGCGACGUGGACAGUGCAAAAUCCGAUGCGGUAGCCAAAUCCAUCAAUGACGCUUCACCAGGACGAGCCAUCUCGGUCCCUGGCGACGUGACGGACCCGAACUACUUCCCAGUGUUGGUUUCUAAGGCGGCGGAGUUCGGCAAUGGCAAGAUCCACAUCAUUGUUAACAAUGCCGGCUAUACGUGGGAUGGCGUUAUCCACAAGACCACAGACAAGCAAUGGGACACUAUCAUUGCUGUCCACAACACCGCGCCUUUCCGGCUGAUCAGGCAGGCUGCGCCGUACUUCAGGGUCAAGGAUGGUGAGAAGAGAGUCAUCAUCAAUAUCUCUAGCACAAGCGGCACGCACGGAAAUGCAGGCCAGGCGAAUUACAGUCUGGCAAAAGCCGGUGUUACUGGUUUGACGAAAACCAUUGCGAAGGAGUGGGGUCCUCAGUUCGGAGUGCGCGCCAACACGAUCGCAUUCGGCCACAUCAACACGCGUCUAACUCAGGCCAAGGAGUCUGGUGCAUUCAUCACCACGGCCGACGGCCAACGCGUUGCUCUUGGUAUCCCUGGGGCACAGAUCGCGGACCGAAAAGGCGCCGCCGACGCUCAGCCUUACAAAGACAUUCCCCUUGGUCGCCCCGGAACCGCGACUGAGGCUGCGAGCUCCAUCCUCGCCGUCUGCAGUCCUCUCUUCAGCUACGUUAAUGGCCAGACCAUUGAGGUCACUGGUGGGCGGAAUAUCUAG